This is a messenger RNA of Paramecium sonneborni, 1304 nucleotides long. The record is from the annotation of a GenBank genome assembly. Lineage: Eukaryota; Ciliophora; Oligohymenophorea; Peniculida; Parameciidae.
AUGAACUCUAAUAAAACUUAUUCAGAGACUACUUGUGAUUGUAAGAGUAUAAAACUGAAUAUAUCAGCUAACAAACACGAUACAAAUUGGUAAAGUUAUCAUAAUAAAAAUUAGUUCAAAUAGACCAGCAUCUAGCAGUAAAGCGUCGUCUAGCACAAUUCGUAAGAAAUGCUUAAAGUACAUAUAUUUAUUAGAUGAUAGUGAUUUUUAAGCAAUGUAAUAGACAUUAGGAUAAGGUUCAUUUGGAUGGGUUACUUUAGUUAAAGAGAUUUCAACGGGAAAAUUGUUAGCAAUGAAAGCUGUAUUGAUUUUUUUUGUAAUAGCAUUUAGAUGAAAAAGGCAGAAUUAUUUAAAUAUUGCAGAGUUGACAAUCUAAAGAGAGAAAUCAAAAUUUAACGUAAAUUAAACCAUCCAAACAUAAUUAAAUUAGAUAGUUACUUUGAAGAUAAGGUAUAAAAUGAACUUAUACUCUUAGACCAAUGUAUACUUGGUGCUUGAGUAUGCAGAAGGUGGUUCUUUGUUUAAAUAAAUCAAGAAACAACGUCAUCUAUCUGAAGAUGAGGCUUCUAAUUAUCUUUAUUAAACAUGUCUUGGAAUUGAUUAUCUUCAUAAAUAAAAGAUUAUCCACAGAGACAUCAAGGUUAUUUAUAGUUCUAUUUCUCUAGCCUGAAAAUCUCUUACUUGAUAACAAAGGAAAUAUAAAGAUCUGCGACUUUGGUUGGUCCACUGAAAUGGGAAAUCUCAAAAAAGCUUUUUGUGGUACAAUCGAAUAUAUGGCACCUGAAAUGAUUAAAUCCUAAAGCACCAAUUACAAACUCGAUAUUUGGUGUCUAGGUGUUUUACUUUAUGAAAUGGUACAAGGCAAACCUCCUUUUACUGGAAGGAAUGAUUAAGAGAAAUGUAAUGCUAUUCUCUCUGGAUGUCCACUUAAAUAUGAUGAGUAUGUUUCAGAAGAUUGUAAAUCUCUUAUUGCCAUGAUUCUUCAGUAGAAUCCUUUCAAUAGACCUUCUAUAUAAACAAUUCUAAAUCAUCGAUGGAUGUAAUCCAAAAUGAAAUAACAACCACCUCUCAAUGAAAAUUUAACCUAUCGAAGUGUCUCAUUAUUAAUUGAUGAAUCAAGUCAAUCUCCUUUAUAAUCUUCAUAAACUGUAAUGUCAGAACGUAAAACUACUAAUAAAGAAUGGGAAGACAUGAAAUAUAGAUCCCAACAUUUUGUAUUCCAUCAACCUUAACAAGUGUCUGAAUAACCAUAGCAAAAUCUCUUUAAAAGGAUGCUUAUAUCCCUGGGUUGUAUUAAUCGUUGA